This is a messenger RNA of Herpailurus yagouaroundi (jaguarundi), 879 nucleotides long. It is a transcript of the gene CZIB, whose product is annotated as CXXC motif containing zinc binding protein. The coding region runs from base 235 to 696 and encodes 153 amino acids. The record is from RefSeq and is a predicted model, not a curated record. The transcript is spliced from 8 exons. Gene Ontology annotation, molecular function: zinc ion binding. NCBI's taxonomy places the organism in Eukaryota, Metazoa, Chordata, Mammalia, Carnivora, Felidae.
CGGGUGCGCUGGCGGCGCCCACCGUUUACGACGGGCCGGAAAGUAGCGGCCGCAGCCAGUGCCGGGCCUGGUCGGGCCGAGCCGGGCCAGUAUGGGGAAAAUUGCGCUGCAGCUCAAAGCCACGCUGGAGAAUGUCACCAACCUCCGGCCCUUGGGCGAGGACUUCCGGUGGUACCUGAAGUGUCUGCCCAGCUGAACCAGCUAUUUUACUGAUCUUCUUUUUCCUCCCCCAAGAUGAAAUGUGGCAACUGUGGUGAGAUUUCAGAGAAGUGGCAAUAUAUUCGGCUGAUGGACAGUGUGGCACUGAAGGGAGGUCGUGGCAGCGCCUCCAUGGUCCAGAAGUGCAAGCUGUGUGCAAGGGAAAACUCCAUCGAGCCACAUCUGGGCACCUGGACAGGGCCAGGGUAUGGACUCGUCAACUUUGUCUUCUCUUAUGUUUCAGAGAUUUUGAGCAGCACCAUCAAAUCUUACAAUGCUGAAGACAAUGAGAAGUUCAAGACAAUUGUAGAGUUUGAGUGUCGGGGCCUUGAACCAGUUGAUUUCCAGCCUCAGGCUGGGUUUGCUGCCGAGGGCGUGGAAUCGGGGACGGUCUUCAGUGAUAUUAAUCUUCAGGAGAAGGACUGGACUGACUAUGACGAAAAAGCUCAGGAAUCUGUGGGAAUCUAUGAGGUCACCCACCAGUUUGUGAAGUGCUGAACCCUCUUCCUGCACACUUGCCUCAAAGAACUGAGAAGGGACAAUGUGCCCCAAGCAGCAGAGCCCACUGAGGCUAAUCCCCUCAUCCCCUGUCUGCUGGAAGCUGUCUGAGCCCUCACAGCCUGCAUGCUGGGCUCUGCCACAGCUUCCCAAGCAUCACCAAUAAAGCCGCUGUUUGUGCUA